Messenger RNA from Trichobilharzia regenti, 1008 nucleotides. NCBI's taxonomy places the organism in Eukaryota, Metazoa, Platyhelminthes, Trematoda, Strigeidida, Schistosomatidae. The record is from the annotation of a GenBank genome assembly.
AUGCAUGUUUUGGAAACAUAUGGAAAUAAAAGUUUGAUAACGAGCUCCUUGCGUAAUGAUUCUACCAUACAAGACAUACCGGAUUCACAGCGGGACAGAAUCAGACGUCUACUAAACGAGGCUGUUAAAUCGAGAUUCGGUUCCUCUGGCAGAGGCUUAUCAUCAAGUGUGCAAGAAGAGUUGAAUACACUGGAGAAGAAGAAAAGAAUAGCCCAGUCGGUUUUUGAUGAAAUGGUACAAUAUGGCAAACGACUAUUGGAAUGUAUAAGAAUUCUACGGGACGUAAAUAAUGAGGUUCUCACUGUCCCAUCUCUUAAAUCCAACAGUAUAAUUAAAGGAAUGUUUAAAGACAUUCCUUCGCUAUUUCAGCUUCAUGAACAUCUAACCAAGAGCUUUGAAUCUUGUAGUAUUGGAAGCAUUGUAUUGCCCUCUGCUUUUACUAGUGAUAAAGAGACUCAAAUUUUGAACAUUUAUAAGAGUUUCCUCUGUCGCUAUGCACUGAAUUUUCGACCUUUCUCUGAGCUUUACUCCACCAAUGAAGAACUUCAAGAUAUAUGCAAAGGUAUCGUUUCUAAAUCUCAAUAUGAAGAACAACGUAUCCAGAAUGUUCCUGGGAUGUUUUAUGGUGUCAGUACUGCAUUGCCACGUUUCAAGGAUCUUAUAUAUAGACUCAAAGGAGCUUUAUUGCCGAAUGAUCCUGAAUAUGCAAAUAUUACAAAAGCUUGGAAGUUUAUCAAGGAUCUGCUGGAUCGUUCAGAGCAAGAAGUUAUUUUGCAGGAAAAAAUGCUGAAAGCUCGUGAAGCAUUGGGUAAAUUAGAUGGUCUCCGGUUUUCUGAAUAUUUAGUUAUGACUGAGCCUGCUAACGCUGUUGGUCGUUAUCAAGUGAAAUCAGAAAUACGGCUGACUGGAAUGACACUAUGUGAGGUGAAAGAUGAUGAAGAAAUUAAUGUUGAUCAUUGUUUCAGAAUUAAAGCGAAGGAAUUAUGCGUUGAACUUGCCUUCUCGUAA